Molecule: messenger RNA, 468 nt
Organism: Gongylonema pulchrum
Lineage: Eukaryota; Metazoa; Nematoda; Chromadorea; Rhabditida; Gongylonematidae
Source: the annotation of a GenBank genome assembly
GAAGGAAAAUUUUCGGAGAACGGUGGAUGCGGCUAUGUGCUGAAACCGUCAAUAAUGCGAGAGGGGCUUUAUUCAUUUGGUGACAAAGUACCGUUCCCGCCUCAGAUACUUCAUUUGCGUAUUUUGUCCGGACAGCAACUACCUCGGCCAAGAGGAUCAACAGCAAAAGGAGAUUCUGCCGAUCCUUAUGUCAUUGUGGAAGUUUUUGGUAUUCCAAGUGAUUGCGCAGAAGAAAGAACAAAGACUGUAAAAAAUGAUAGCACAAAUCCGUCGUUCGAUGAGUCGUUUCAGUUUGAGAUCACAAUCCCGGAAAUGGCACUGAUUCGAUUUUUGGUGCUUGAUGAUGACUUCAUUGACGACGACUUCAUUGGCCAGUAUACCAUCCCAUUCGAGUGCUUGCAGAGUGGUCAGUUUUUGGUUGAAAAUAACUGCUCUGAGGCAUGGGGACAUAAAUAUGCACUGGCAUAA